Messenger RNA from Podarcis lilfordi (Lilford's wall lizard), 30067 nucleotides. Lineage: Eukaryota; Metazoa; Chordata; Lepidosauria; Squamata; Lacertidae. The record is from the annotation of a GenBank genome assembly.
ACCCCGCGCGGGCGGCUCCUGAGGAGAAAAGUGGCCCGGCGAGGCGAGCGAGCGGACGCGGCUCUCUAGGCCGGACCGGCAGCCUCGUCCUGCGGGUGGAGAGAUGGCGUUCGUGCUGCUGGCGCGCUGCGGCCGGGGCGCCUGCUCCGUCCCCAGGCGCCUGCGCUGGGAGCCCGAGGCCGGUGAGGGCGGCGUCGGACCGGGGAGCGGGAGAAGGAAAGCGGUGGGGACAGCCGGGCCUGGCGCCGGUGGGGGGGGCUCCGUGAGGGGGAGCGGCUGCAAGAAGUCAGCCUUAGAGCCCCCUCAUCGUGGCUUCGAGAAGGCCCUGAGCCUCCGGCGCCGGUAACCGUUCCGGGUGUUGAGGAACUACAACUCCCAUCGUCCCCCACCGCCGGCCGUGAUAGCUAGGAAUCAUGGGAGUCGUAGUCCAACAACCACCGGGGACCCAUAGUUUGGAAAGGCUGCUGUCACAGCGUGUUUGUUUAUUUGUUUACUUACUUACUACUUGGAUUUAUAUCCCACCGUUUUCUCCGAGGAGCUUUGCUCCCUCUUACUCAUUUAAUCCCGGCUACAAGAACAACCCUGUGAGGUAGAGUUGAGUUGACAGGCUGCCAAGGUCACCCCAGUGAGCUUUCAUGCCUGAGCGGGAUUUGAACUCUGGUCUCUUGUGCCUGAGUCUCCAGAGAGCUGCUGCCAGAGUGUGGCUGAUUGCCUUGCACUGCCUUUAUAUCCCACCCUUUUCUCCAAAGAGCUGGAGGUGGAGUUGGGUGGUUCUGCCCGCAGACUGUCUCGCCAGAGUGGUGCAUGCUCUGGUUAUCUCCCGCUUGGACUACUGCAAUGCACUCUAUGUGGGGCUACCUUUGAAGGUGACCUGGAAACUACAACUAAUCCAGAAUGCGGCAGCCAGACUGGUGACUGGGAGUGGCUGCCGAGACCAUAUUACACCGGUCCUUCAAGACCUGCAUUGGCUCCCAGUAUGUUUCCCAGCACAAUUCAAAGGCCCUCUGCCUGGUUUCCUGUAAUCUUACUUCUUGCAGUGAGGGAACUGACUUUUAAAUCGCUAAACGGCCAGCCUUGUUCCUGUGCCUUCAUUCUCUUUAAAGCCCUAAAUGGCCUCGGCCCAGUAUACCUGAAGGAGCGUCUCCACCCCCAUUGUUCAGCUCGGACACUGAGGUCCACCUCCAAGGGCCUUCUGGCGGUUCCCUCACUGCAAGAAGUGAGAUUACAGGAAACCAGGCAGAGGGCCUUCACGGUAGUGGCACCUGCCCUGUGGAACACCCUCCCAUCAUAUGUUAAGGAAAUAAACAACUAUCUGACUUUGAGAAGACAUCUGAAGGCAGCCCUGUUUAGGGAAGUUUUUAAUGUUUGAAGUUUUAAUCUGUUUUUACUCCUCUGUUGGAAGCUGCCUGGAGUGGUUGGGGAAACCAAGCCAGAUGGGCGUAGUAUAAAUAAUAAUAAUAAUAAUAGUAAUAAUAAUAAUAAUAAUAAUUAAUUCACCUCCUUCCUUCCUCACCACCACCCUGUGAGGUAGAGUUAGGUUGAGAGGCAGCAACUGGUCCCCAAGUUUACCUAGAGAGCUUCAUGGCUGAGUGGGGGGAUUUGAGCCCUGGUCUCUCGCAGGUCCUAGUCUGCCACUAAUCACUCUGCCACCACUGGCUCUCCAGAGUGCCUGGAACUGGGCAAUAGAGGUUUAUGACCUGACUCUGCAUUAAGAUGGCUUUAGGUGCAAUGCAUUAUUGUGCAAUAUUGCAAUAUUAAUAUCUCUUGAUGUGAUUGGUGGAGUGUGUUGCCAUCUUCAGCUUAGGUUAUUGGUAUAGUGCAUAUUAUACAGGUCUUUGCUUGUGGGAUAGUUUGCAUUCUGUUGUGCCUUUAUGCAGGUGAGAAGGAAUGGUGAUGCACCCUGGAGUUAAUAUUGAGUCUGGUGUUCUAGUACAAUUCAGGUUGCUGUGAUGUCCAAAAAUAGCCAUGUAGGGAUCAAAUAAGUAAAAUAAUAGCAUGAAGCAAAGCCUUGGAAUGCUUCUAGGCUUAACGUCAUGAAGGUUAUUGACACUCUGAAUUUGAGCACCAGUCAAUUGCAGUUUCACUGUUUCAUUCCCAGUCCCCGUGCUAGCAGCUGCUAGUCUAGGUUAAAGUCGUGAGUCUCAUAGGAGGCAUGUUCUCUUUAAGGAGGUACACACCUUGGGCUGCAGUCAGUAUUCAGAAGCUUAAAGACUUAAUUUCAUUAUGAAGCCAUCGGAAUAGAGGACCCCAGCCUAAUGAUUGCAUCCGGAGGGUGCAAGAUGGAGCUGAUGAACUGGCAUGGCACUAGUUAAUCCUCUAUUCACUGUUCUAAGUGCAGCUUCUUUAUGAAACCUUUGAAAAUAUGAUUCAAUGACUCCUUCAGGUGAAGUGUUCAGUGAACUUUGAUCUGGGGACCAUUAAACUGAUGGGUGUAUAAAAUAUAUCUCAAAGAUUACUGGGAACAGACUUCUGAAUGUACAUACUUUGUGGUGUAAUUAAUGUCUGAGACCUAUAGAACUAGUCUUUGUGAUGUGACUUAGUGUCUGGUGAUAAUUAGGUGGAAAAGUGUCUAGGCUGUGCAUUUAGUCAUUCAUGAUACAGAAAUGUUAUCACUUCAACACGAUAUCCUUUUGAAGACUUUAAAGAUAUCUGCAACAAUGAAGGCUACAAACGUAUUUAUUUUUAAACAGUAGAAAACUUCAGACACUCUCGUGCCUUUCUGUUUACUCUAGGCUUUGUGUGAGGUGCCAAAUCUCAGGUGAAACAUGGCACAUGUGCAGUUGCAGAGUAUUCCUAGUGUGACUAAUCCCCAGAUCUAAUUUAGAAGCAUUUCUGUCUCCUGCCUUUUCCUUAUACUAACAGUUGUAUGCCAUACACUGGCUUUGUUUGAUUGCAUUUUGUUGUGGUCUGCAUAUUUUUCUUAUUAGUUUUAUUGUGUGUUUUUUCAGCUUUAAUAAGAUAAUCACUUGUUUUCUUUCUAAAAUCCCCUUAGAAUCUCAUUGCUAAUCUUAUCUUGUAUGUGCUUCUUAAGUAGCCUUAAGUGCUUCUAAGAAUGGUCUGUUAUCCACUAAUGGCUAUGCCUUAAGUAUUGCAAGGUGUAACUGUAGAUUGACAUUAAAAAACAAAUUGCAAAAUAAAUAAUAAUUAAAAAUCCAUUUUUAAAAACAAAUAAAGCAGAGCACAUCUCAGUACAAGUGUGUAUCAUUCAUAUAUUAAAACUACAUAUAAAGACAAUACAUACAGUUGCCUAACCACAGGUAUUUAAAUAAUUAUCCACAUAUAUAAUUUUAAAAUUAAUAUUUGAACGACAUACAGUAUAGCUUCUAGAAACAUAAAAUGUAUAAUGUUUUGGAGAGUGAGAGGCACUACAGUGCAGCUUAUUUAACAUUUUGCAAUUGAUGGGGUGAUUUUGUUCUGUUUGUUGAUUCUAGUUUAUAAUCUUGAAUGUGAAAUGAAUUCUUGAAUUUUGACAACUUGUUUUUAGUUCUAUUGAAAAUUUUCAUAGGAAAGAGAGUGUACAAGUUAAAAAUUAAAUGAAAUCAAACUGAAUCAUUUGCUGCUGUUAUUGCUGGGCUUUGAGACUUACGAUAUAGUUUUAUUUGAAUAAUCUGCUUUCUUUGCUCAUCACCCAGUCUCCUGAAGGCUUCUUGUAACCUGUCCUGAGCAUACAACAUAUUAAUGUUUCUGUUUGCAGUGGUGUAGUAGUAUUGAACAAAGAUAUUUUGAUGUUGGUGCCGCUACAAAUGGUCAAUGUAUUGUAUUGCAAUCUACUGGUUUACAGACUCUUUUUUAUUUUAUUUUUUACUUCUAGGUCAUUUGGAAAACCGUGCUUGUUUUAGCUGUGCAUCCCUGAGGCUAAUAAAUCAUACGUAAGUAAACAUAUUCAGAAGAUCACUUUCCCUCAAUGGGAUGCUGAUCAUAAAUAAUCCAAAGUAACCGAGUUUCCCCAAUAGUUCAAAAAGUUAGAGAUUAGUUUAUUUUCCUCAUAACGUACGAGGAAACAAAUUAAUCAUGCAGACAUCCACAGUAGAAAUGAUUACAGGUGUCCCCCUACUUGCACAUGGGUUAUGUUCCCAGACUCCACUUGUAUAUGUGAAAUCACGUAAAGUGGUGAGAGUGGUGUUGAGAGAGGCUGGGAAGCGGCUCUCUCAGCAGAUUCCACCCACCUUCCCUGGGCAGCAACGUGCUGUUCUACUCGUGUGCCCUGCCUGCCUCUGGUGACUGGAAAGUUGAAUUGGGGGUAGGUGGCUCCUGGGGCCCAGCACCACUGCGAGGCCUUUCGGCGUUCUCCCUGUUAGUCUUGGAAGUUGCUGGACAUGGUUUCUUAUCUAGUUUCUCCCCUACCCCCAAGAAAUAAUGUUGCUGCCCCUGCUCUCCAUUUCUUCUACUCUUUUCGUGCCAUUUUGGCAGCAUAUCCUGGUUCAAAUCAGUUAUUUUGUGACAACAUGCAUAAAUGCAGUUGCACAUGAGUGGAAUGCACAUGAAAUGGGGGUGUGCCUGUAUAUAAAAUAAGUGCUUAAACUGAACUGGAUAUAUUGAAAUGCUCCUCAAACUUUCUGGCCUUUUUAAACAAGCCUAUUAAUCUGUGGUCACCAGUACCUCCCCCUUCAUAGGGUAGGAAUUUCCCUGUGCUUUCCUUUUAAGUUGCCAAGACCAGUGAUACCACCUGAUUACAGGUCGGGUACAGUUUGGGGAAAGUGUCCUCAUGGGCCCCAUUGAGCCCCUUGGUAGGCCAAGAAUGGGGCGGAGGUUCCCAUUCCCAGCUGUAAGUAAUAGUCCGGAGAGAGUGAAUUCUAGCUGCUGAAUUCUAAGUAAAAGGCAUUUCAUCUUGCUUCAAACUUUUCUGUAGGUUUGGAGUAAAUCCUAAUAUAACACACUUUGCUAAACGAAGCUGUAAACUUGUCAAGCAUGAAACAAGAACUUGAUAGUUGUGAUGUGGUGUGCAAGUCUUUUAGCAGAAUAGAUUUUGUCAGAGGGCCUUUAAGGUGUAGUGGAAAGAGUGUUGGGUUUAUAUCUCCACUCAUACAAAUCUUUUUGGAUGGUCCUUCAUAUCACUAUCUUAGUUUUGUAUACUCAUAGGGUAAAGGUAAAUGCGAAGAAUUGUGGAGUACGAUGUGCCAUGUAAAUACAAACACUCGCUUCUUUUUUUACAGGACAGCUCAUUUUAAAUAUUGCACCAGUGCCUCUCCUGUUUACGUUUGCUUUGCAAAAGGGGAUUACAAUCGGACUGAAGGAUCAGGACAAAGGCACUUUACAGCUUUGAGAUCGUUUGACCUGUGGUCACCGACUGCUAAUGGAGGUGUUUUGGGGCCAUGUUAUCUUCCAGUACGACAGUGGCAUUCUUCACAACCCCGUUAUGAUGACUCCGUGGUAGAAAAGUCGCUUAAGUCUCUCAAGGAUAAAAAUAAGAAACUGGAAGAAGGGGGCCCAAUUUAUAGCCCAACAGUAGAAGAAAGCAUAGUUAAAAAAUCUAUAGGACAGAGAAUUGUUGAUGAACUGAAGCACUACUAUCAUGGCUUUCGAUUGUUGUGGAUUGAUACAAAAAUUGCUGCAAGGAUGCUCUGGAGAAUUCUUCAUGGCAGCACUUUAUCCCGCCGAGAACGGAGACAGGUACUGAAUCCAUUGUAUUGUUUCGGUGAUUCAAUUUUAGAUGUCUUAAAAGCUGAGUUAACAGUUUUAUUGUUUAUACAGAGUGACAUUAGCAAUAUAUUAUUGAAACAUUUUUGCCAGUAAAUGCACAUCACCUUGAAUAUCACUGGUUGAAAUAAUUAAUAAUAAUAAUAUUUAUUAAUAUUUAUACCCUGCCCAUCUGGGUUUCCCCAGCCACUCUGGGCGGCUUCCAACAAAAUAUUAAAAUACAGUGGUACCUCUGGAUGCGAACGCAACCCGUGUCUGCGUGGGUUGCGAUUCGCCGCUUCCGCGCAUGCGUGUGAUGUAAUUUUGAGCGUCUGCGCAUGUGCGAGGGGUGAAACCCGGAAGUAACGCGUUUCAUUACUUCCGGGUCGCCACAGAGCGCAACCCGAAAAUGCUCAACCCGAAGCUACUUCAACUGCCAGAAGGCCCUCGGUGCUGGACCUCAUGUCCAGGCAGAACAAUGGGGGUUGAGACGCUCCUUCAGGUAUACUGGACCGAGGCUGCUUAUGCAUUUUUCCCCUUAAAUGGCUGUACAAAACAUCAUGAACAUUUGUUGAAGUGUUUGGUUUUUCUGUGUACUGUACAAAGCAGCUUCUAUAUGCAUUUAAAUGGAGCAGAACAUCGCUUGCAUAUUCUUACCCAGAAAAGUGUGCACAAUUUUUCUACCCCAUGGUAGAAAAAUAUUGAGUGACCAGUGUCCUUAAGCUACUUGCCCUCAGUGGUGUACAGGUAACUCACAGCUUACGUGAGGGUUCAGUUCUAGGGGUCCACAUGUAAACACAAAAUCACAUAAAGACAGGAACUCCCAAACUGCCCCUCCACAAGGCAGAGGGCUGUUUACUGGGCUCAGGGACGGUCACAGGAGGACCCUGGGAAGCUUCCACACAAGUGAAAUCAGUGUAAACUGCAAGUUAUCUGUAUAUUCUUUAGCUAUGCUACUCCACAUAAUGCUUUUCAGAAGUGAGCCCUGUUCAGUUCAAUGGGGCUUCCUACCAGGUAAGUGGGUAUAGGAUUGCUGCUUAAAUUGCUGUACAUUUUUACAUAUCGAAAAACAAAAAUCGAGUCUAUUGCAAUAAUUUUGUAGUUUUAUUUUUAUGUUCUGAACAGUUGAAUAGUUUCAGACAGUGUUAGAAACUUAGAAAUGAAAGCUAGGAUCUAAGUGGUACUUUAAAUGUAGGUUAUGGACGUAACAAUGAAUGUCUGGAUGUGCUUUUUUAUAACCAGAAUACAAAGUUGAAAAUGAAUCAACUACAGCUAAAAUAUUAUGUUCAUUUUUUACAUGGUCUUGUCCUUCCCCUGCCCACCCCCCUAAUAUUCUUAAGAGGGUCUCUUCUCCAGUCUUCAGAGAGUGGCUGGAAGUGGGGGAGGCAGAAAAGGGUCCUCCUUUCCUUCCACCCUGCAGUUUUAAUCUGAAAUUGUAGACGCAGUACUGCGCCCAGAGCCCAGAAACUGCUUGCACUACUGAAAUUCCCUGUUGCAAAAUGCUCCUAGAACAAUGGGAGUUUCGAACACUGGUUUCAGAAAUUUUUGCUUGCAGCAUUGUCAUGACACUGGAAACUAUUUGUCAUAGCAUACAGUUUCCGAGGCACUAUCACUUCUCAUUUUGCAAAUUUAGGCUUAAGAUUUCACAUUUUCAUUUCAACACAUCAUUCAGUAUUUAAAAAUCAUACAGUACAAGGGAAAACUCUAAUAGUGCAUGCUGGGGACUCCAUCAUCAAGUGUUCCCUUAUAUGGCUCAGCCACGGAGAACCUGUGACUCUCCAGAUGUUGGACUUCAUCUCCCAGCUGGCAUGGCCAGAGUUCAGGGAUGAUGGAAGCUAUAAUCUGACAACUUCUGACUAGCCACAAGUUCUGCAUCUUUGACACUGGUUCUCUUGCUUUUACUGUUGUAAAGAAAAUUGCUAUGCAUUUAUUUCUUUAACACUGUUAACAGGUAACAGUGCUUUUUUGUGCAGCCAUUCUAGUGACUCGCUCUUGUUCUUUACCUCUUAUUAGAGGUAAUAGCAAACUAAAGUUAACAGUUGAACGAUUUGUAUUUUUCUUUCUUUCAAUGUAUACAACCUAUGCAUACACCUGAAGUAUAUAGUGAUUUAAAAGAUGUUGGGGUUAGACUAAAAUACAUUUAAAACUACUAUUUAAUUUUUAUUUUUUUAAAAAACAACAACAUUUCAUAUAAUGGCUUCAACCCAAGUUGCAUUUCUGUUUGUGCAAGGAGGAGCAAGUUCCCCUUCCAUCUACAGCCCCCUCCAACACCUGUAUUUAUUAUUAUCUAUGGUGUUUAUAUCCUACCCUUUUCUCCAAGGUGUUCAAGGUGAUGUAUUUGGUUCUCUCCCUCUUGUUUUAAUCUCCAGAACAACCCUGUGAGGUAGGUUAGGCUGAGAGAGAGUGAAUGGUCCAAGGCCACCCAGUGAGCUUCAUGACCAACUGGGAAUUUGAACCCUGGUCUUACAGGUCAUGGGCCAACACUCUAACCACUAUACAAUGCUGCACCAUUCCCAGGGAUUCCCCAUCUCUCAGUAGUAGAUUUUUAGGGAGCGCCAGAGGAUAGUCUGGUUGUGUGAUUCUAUCUCUGUUUUAUUUCUAGAAGGCAAGCUAGCAUCCAAACCACUAUGUCCACAAGAGUUUAAAGAAUCUAAGGACCUAAUAAUAAUAAUAAUAAUAAUAAUUUAUUAUUUGUACCCCGCCCAUCUGGCUGGGUUUCCCCAGCCACUCUGGGCGGCUUCCAUAGAAACAAAAAAUACAGUAAAAUAUCACAGAUUAAAAGCUUCCCUGAACAGGGCUGCCUUAAGAUGCCUUCGAAAUGUCAGGUAGUUAUUUAUUGCUAUUGAGUUGAUCUAUGAAAUAACUAGGGCUGGGCGACACCAGCUUUUCAAUUUUGCAAUGUAUCACCAGGUAAACAUCACAGUAUAGUGAUAUAUCGUGGUGUUGAAAAGGAAGGAGCAUUGAACCUGAAACCACCAGAGCUCUCUCUGCCCCCAGUACAUGGAAGCAAGGAGCAUUGGCCCCCGGCCCUGUGAGGCACUGGGGUGAAACUGCUGCAGCUCCCUCGGCUGCCAGUGCCCAGAGCAGGGAGGAAAGAGGCAGCCAGAGAAGGCACUAUUGCCCUCAGACUGGUCCAGGGCUAAUAUUAACUAGUGUUAACUAAUGUCAAACUGAAAGAUUGACUAUAUAGAGCUCAGUGCUUCAAAGUUCAGUGUGUUUAUUAGUUGCCUCCUUUCUCUAACUUUUACAAUUGUAAAUUUCUUCAUUAUACUUACUCAAAGCCAUAGAUAAAAUAAGUGUAUUCAGUAAUAGGUACCACACCACUGCUUCAACUAUUGUAGCUGAAAUACAUAUAUAAGAGACUUUACAGCAUAAGCAAAAAGCGAACAUUUCAAUUUGUAAAUUAAGGAGAAAGGAGUCUGGUUUAAAAUGAAAGCUGAUUUGAAUGUAACAGGAGUGCAAAAAUAUUACCUUGCAAUUCAGUUCAUUAUCUUCUAACAAAUUGAUGUUAAGAUGGUUUUUCUAUAUACCAAAAGUUGUUGGAAAAUAAUGCAGAAUACAAAUAAAUAUCAUACUAUGGAUGACAUGCUAUGUCAUAUUGACUUGUUUUUAUGGUUACUAAUCUCCUUGCUUAUUUGUUGCUUACAGUUCCUUCGGAUAUGUGCUGAUCUCUUUCGGUUGGUCCCUUUCCUAGUCUUUCUUGUUGUUCCUUUCAUGGAAUUCCUGCUUCCCGUAGCUUUAAAGCUGUUCCCCAAUAUGCUCCCUUCAACAUUUGAGACAAAGUCUAAGAAGGUAACUAAAAUAUGAAUCAGCAGUUUAAUACUUUGUGGCAAAACAGAUGUUCUUAUUGAUUAAAUUCCAGUUGUAUUCCACUUUUUUUCCGUCAUGGAACCCAAUUUGUUAUUUACUUCUUAGGAAGAGAGAUUGAAGAAAGAGCUUAGAGUGAAGCUUGAACUGGCUAAAUUUCUUCAAGAUACCAUUGAAGAGAUCGCCUUAAAAAAUAAAGCAGCCAAAGGCAAUGUUACUAAAGACUUUUCCACCUUCUUUCAAAAGGUAAAAUAUUCCUUUUUUUACUGAUGGUGUAUUAGUGAAAUGGGACUUCACCACCUUCUUUCUCCCUGCAGCCGCUUCAAAAUUUACUCCAGGGGGUUUCCACAACAUUAGGUUUCACUCAUACUUUGCCUUUCUGCAUUAAGCACCCAAGGUGUUGAACAACAGUAAUAUAUAAUGCAGUAUAGAAGUUAAUGUCAAAAAGCCACAUACAACCGCAAUUAAAAAGACUAAUUGAAAGCAAGUGCAGGUGUGUAAGAAGAGCAGCCAAUCAAAAAUCAGAAGCAGAAAAACAAAUCCGGCGGUCUAAAGACUUGCCCAGACAAGAAGGCCUCCAUUUGCUGGUGGGAAUUUAGAGAGUUUGGAUUUUUGAUUUCACUGGCUCUUUAAUGCUGGUGAAAGGCACUAAACAUGCCCCCUUGGGAGAGAGUUUCAAACCCUAGGCAUGACUACUGAAAAGGUACAGUGGUACCUCGGGUUACAUACGCUUCAGGUUACAUACGCUUCAGGUUACAGACUCCGCUAACCCAGAAAUAGUGCUUCAGGUUAAGAACUUUGCUUCAGGAUGAGAACAGAAAUCACGCGGCGGCGGUGCGGCUAAAGUGGUGCUUCAGGUUAAGAACAGUUUCAGGUUAAGAACGGACCUCCAGAACGAAUUAAGUACGUAACCCGAGGUACCACUGUACUUUCUUGUAUCCUUGCCAAACGUAUUUUAUACCAUUAGAGAUGGUAGUCAGGCUUGAAGCCAUGCACUGUUGAAUCACACCAAAUUAUUUCUUUAAAUUUUUCCAAUGGGAGUUUUUGGUGAUUGGUGGGUUGACUUGCUCCCCGUCCAAAAGUUUUAGGUUCAGAGUUUGACAGCCUUUUGUCCUCCUCCUUAGAGCUAUCUAUGCUGAAUCCCUCUUCAUUUCCAGUGGAUUCAGCUAUCAGACCUCCAAGGCAGUUGGUUGUGGUUUCUGGUCACCAGAAGUGAUUUACUCUGUGGGGAAGAUUAAUGACACUGGCUUCCUGGCAACAGGGGUGCUGCUGUUUACUGAGAGAAGGGGAGGCUGGGAGGUCAGCAUGGUGAAGGAGCUGCAUUGACCUCCCUGCUAUUUUCCCCCUUUCCCUCCUGGUAAGUGGCAAUGCUGUGGUUGCCAGGAAUCUAGCUUUGAGCCUCUGUUCCACUGGCAGGUCACUUCUGAUUAUCAUGGCAAGAAGGGUCUGAGAUCCAUGCCAUACCACAUUUCCACUGUGCAUGUCUAUCAAAUGAAAAUGAUAGACAUUUAAAAGAGAAUUGCAGGAUAGGGGACCCAAAUACUUUUAACUGCUACAGGUUACUUUAAAAAGAGAUAGCUUCAGAUUUUAAAAAAUGUAAUGAGCACAUACAGUGUUCUUCCAUGUAUAAGCCCCCACUUUCAAAACUGUUGAAAUACAGCUUGUCCAGUCUGGUUAACAACCAAUUUAAGAUGACAACACUGCUUCAUUCAGUACAGCUAAUUCAGUACAGCAUUCUUCCUAUGCGGAGCAGUGCAUGGAAAGUAAGCUUAUGGCCUGCCCCACUCAAAUGUGUGCUUGCCUUUGUCCAGCUACAGAACGUUCAGACUGGAGUUGGGGUUGUCAGUGAUUGCCACCUGCAUUGCACCUCCUAUUCUCAGUGUAUCAAAAAUCUAGCAGCAGUAGCGAAUAACCCUUUUCCUUUUGUGUAGAGGCUUUUAAGCAGAGGUCGGAUAACAGCCUACCAUGGAUGUUGUAGCUGUGAACUUCCUGCUUUGGCAUGAAUUGGUCAACGAGGGUGGGAAACCUAAGACCUGUGUUCUCUGGGCCUGCUCUGCAUCCUCCUUAAGUGCCUGGCUGGGAUGCGUACUUGAAUGGUGGCAAUUCUUCUUGCUUGUCUGAUAGAGUUAUAUGUAGGUGCUAUGGCCGUUGCUUCAAAGGAAAACUGAAUUUUUCACUUGAUUCCAAAUUACAUAAGUGUGGAGUCAUGAGACUGAGACUUAGCCCAUAUGUUAUUAAAGAACUGCACAUUUCUUAAAUAAAAGUUGAGAGAAUGUAGCUUUAAGUCUUAUAACAUGUGUUUUCUACUUUCAGAUCCGUGAAACUGGUGAAAGACCAAGCAAUGAAGAAAUUUUACGAUUCUCUAAACUAUUUGAAGAUGAGCUAACCCUUGAUAAUCUCACAAGACCUCAGUUGGUUGCUCUCUGUAAACUGUUAGAACUUCAGUCAAUCGGGACAAAUAAUUUUCUACGUUUUCAGCUAAUAAUGAGGUUGAGAUCUAUAAAAGCAGAUGAUAAAGUAAGAGAAUUCCCUUUUGCUACAAAUUUUCCAGUUGCUUCUGUUGUUUCUAAUGGCUUUUAAAAUUACUUUAAGCAACUGCAUUGUGGAAUGCAGAAUUUCAUUCAUCUGGGAAUGUUGGGUCUUUUUCACAAUUAGACUUGCUAUGGGGCAGCUAUAAUCUUACCACGAAACAUAGAACAGUUGAUUAGAACAUACUUGGCAGCCCUUGUUUGGCACUAAACCGAAUUCCAUCCUGUAAUGAUAUCCUGCUUUCUUGUAAUGAUUGUAUUAUUAGGUGACAAAGAUAAUUUCUUCACAGUGAUGAGUAUAGUUAUUGAUAUUUGUGUCUGUCUAGCUGAUCGCUGAGGAAAAUGUGGAUAGCCUGACGGUUAAAGAGCUACAAGCAGCAUGUCGUGCAAGAGGCAUGAGAGCGCUUGGCGUAACAGAAGACCGUUUGAGGGAUCAGCUUAAGCAGGUACUGAUGAAGAAAGAAGGGGCAUGAGCUUUCAAUCACCCAAAAGCAGCUCAUGCUGUGUGUGUUUUGGCAUUGCCUCUUGGUCCUUCAUUUGUGAUUCGAGGACCCGCCUCCCGCUCAUGAAUAAUAAAGACACGUGGACACAGUAUAUAAGGUUAAUGGGCUAGAAAAGGCCACAACUUUAUUGAUUACAGCAUGUGAGAGGUAUUGGCUUAGGCAUUGGACCAACACUAAAUUUUGACUCCACCCACUCGGAGAGGGGUGAGUCUGUCUAGGGUUAACCACCAGUAGGGGGAGCCUGUUGAUGCAAAUACAACUAUAAGCUCUCCCCUGAUGUCACCGGGGGUCGUGCCAUGGCCUCCAACCACGCAGGACAUCGGACAGGAUCCAUGACCACUGGAUUCCUUUAACGGAAUACCCAUGAGUGAAGGGAUAGGCAAUGGCCACACCCUGCCCUUCCACACACCAACAACACAUUCCAAUGCCUAACCGCCAAAUACUGAGAAAGUUGUGACGAUUGCUACGAGGUAGGCGAAAAAACCAAGAGGCUGGUGCCAAUUUGCCAAUUGGGAAAAAACUCCUACUAGGCCCCCCGGACAACCAAGGCGACCAACCAUAGGUCCAUAGCAAGGUCAAGCGAGAAGCUACGCACUAAAGGGAGUGGUGGGUGGGUGACUUGAAGAAUUCCGGCAGCGCAAUGGCAGGGAAAGCUGGCACGGCCGCAUUUGAGCGACUAAACCAUGCCCCCGAGCUGCCACCCGAUUGGGUGCCGUUCCGGGGGGUGUGGCGCGACAGUGGCAAGCAGGGACCGGAACGCCCCCUGCGCAUCGCGGGAAUCAGUUCCCGGUCACAAUCCCUCCCCUCCGGGAGGAGGAGAGGUUGUACCAGAAGAAAUGUAUUUAGCAUUAAACCUAGAAAUGUAUACUCUAUUCUGACCAAACUAAGCUUCCUAGAGCAAAGGCCUUCCAACACUGCCAGAGUUGACGCCUGAGCCACAUAGCCACAAGAGGGCCGUGAAAAUUAGUGUCCCAAGCUUUUUAGGCUCGUCUACCCAUUGGUUGCCAGAUGUGAACUAUGUUGUCAUUUUUUCUGCUCUCCUACCCCACUGUCAUACCUUUCCAACCCUCCUAGUCCUGUGAUGUCCACAAUCUUUGCAUUGAGCAGGUAUGUUGCUAUGAGGCAAAUAUACUUGCCGCAAACUCAUAUCAGUGUCCCACACUGAGAGUUGUUUACCUAGGAAAGACUAUCUGUUAUCAGAUAUCUGUUUAACAUGAUAUUCUCCUGCCCCAAAUCCUUGAUGAGCAGCACUUUUAUUCAGAAGUUCACUAGCAGUUGAAAAAUAAAUGGAUUAAGGUUGAUUUACCCAGUUCAUAAGUGUUUUGGAGUGCAGAAAGAUGUACUGUUCUAAUACUUUAUCUUUUAAUUGCAGUGGUUAGACUUGCAUCUGAACCAGGAAAUCCCAACUUCACUGCUUAUUUUAUCCAGAGCUAUGUACCUUCCAGAUACUCUUUCACCAGCUGACCAGCUUAAAACAACCCUGCAAACACUACCUGAAAGUGUGGUAUGUCUUAUUUAAAUUGCAACUACGUUCUGUUAACACCAUUAAAUCUAAAAUCUUUGUUCCUUAGGGGGCUUUCUCUGCUACAGCCAGUAUAUUCACUGUAGUAUAAUUCUAGUGCUGGGGAUGGCCCAUUUUGCACUUUUAAGUAUUACUCUUCUUGCACCCUGUGUGAGUGAGCAGUAUAGGAUUGGUGGGAGCUUUCUUACAUUGUAGAAUGCAGAAGUAAACAGCUAGACCAGACUGCUAGUACUAAGUUUAUUCUUCUGUUAAAAUUCUUAUAGAACAGUGUAAAAUCUGGAAAGUUGAUUGGUUUUUUAUUUUUGUUUUAGGCCAAAGAAGCUCAAGUUAAAGCGGCAGAAGUGGAAGGAGAAAAAGUGGACAAUAAAGCCAGACUGGAGGCAACCCUUCAGGAGGAAGAAGCUAUUAGGAAAGAAAACCAAGAAAAAGAAUUGGAAAGGCUGUCAGAAGCUGCUGAGAAGGCCAAAGAGACUCUUCAGGUCGCUGAAAGGGUAGGCUCUUUAAAAAGGCACCAGUGUUGGUUGUAAACGCUUUACUCCAUCCUUAUUUAAAAUUGACUUUUUCCCCAGUCUCCCUUAACUGUCUGCGAAGUUGAUUUUGCACUUCUUCCAAAUGGGCAACUUCCAAAUACAUAAUAAAUACAUAUAAUAAAUACAAUAAUAAAUACAUAUGAUGGUCACGUUGCAAAGGGGCACUUGGAUGCAUACAUUUUUUUCUGCAACUGUUUCAGAAGCUUAAUCACACAGAUCAGGGGUUUGAUAUGUAAAAGUAGGGGGAAGUUGUAAGCUUGCACUGGUUACAGGAUAGUUUUAAGCACUUCUUAUGCCGAACUCCCAACUGUUUUUUAAUUAAAAAAAAUAAUGGUUCACUAUAAAGGCUCUGAUUUUUAGUAUCACAAUUCUGCACAAACCUUCUAUAAUCCUUUGUGAAAGAGGAAAGUCUAUGGUUUCUACCCCCCCCCAAAAAAAAAGAUUGAAAGGAGUUUAGUGUUACAGGAGCUGCUGCCUGUAGAGUCUCUUCCUACAUACAGUGGUACCUCGGGUGAAGUACUUAAUUUGUUCCGGAGGUCCGUACUUAACCUGAAACUGUUCUUAACCUGAAGACCACUUUAGCUAAUGGGGCCUCCUUCUGCUGCUGUGCUGCCGGAGCAUGAUUUCUGUUCUCAUCCUGAAGCAAAGUUCUUAACCUGAAGCACUAUUUCUGGGUUAGCGGAGUCUGUAACCUGAAACGUAUGUAACCUGAAGCGUAUGUAAUCCGAGGUACCACUGUAUUGCCUUUCCAAUAAUGAUCAUUAUAUUGCACAUACAGAAGCAACCUGGCCCCAAUCAAAAGCUGCUGGCAGAAUUCUUUCCCCUCUCUCUCAGCAAAAAUUAUAUCAUUGGGAGGGGCAUCAACCUGUACCACUACCCAGUGGAUCAAGAACUCCUCCUCUUUCCUGCCCUUUCAGCUACCCUGCAAAUGCAAACAUGAAGGUGAAAUGAAAUUAGUCCCACUCACCAGCCAGAGACAACAACUGAUAUAAUUCCUUCUCUCCCCAUGAAGAACAUGUGUUGGAACUGUCAAAUGCCAUGCAUAGAGCUUCAAAGGUGGAACUUGGGGUCGUGUUCAAAAUGUGUUUUUAAAUUCCGGGUUUCAUACGAUGUUGUCACUUUGUGUUUUAGAAGGAGGUGGAUGCAAUAGAUCUUGAUACUUCAGCUGUGCAUAUAAAGGAGAGCAAGAUAGCUGUGGAUACCGAACAAGAACUGGCAAAGGUGGACUUGACCCUGCAUUCAGAGACUUUGAAAGAUACAGCACCCGUAUUGGAGGGCAUCAAGGUGAAUAGUGGGCAAGGCUGAGAGCGAAUAUACUGCAACGCACCACAAUACUUUCCACGUUGGGCUGUUGCAAGAUUAACUCUCAUCCAAGAAACUCAAUAGAUUUUGUGGAAGAGCUGCUGUUGUUUUUUUUAAUUACAGGUGUUUUUCAUUUGCAGAACUUUGUAAGUGGCUGAAACCUGGGGACAUAGUUAGCUACUGUGCAGGUGACAGUAAAUCAGGACUACGUUUUGGGUCUCCUGUGUAAAUUAUGCAAUGAACAGUGCCUCUGGGGUGGUUGUUAAUUCUGUCUAAAUUAGGUAAUGAAUCCAGUUAUGAAAGAUGCAGAUUCACACUAAGUGUACGCCUGUAUAUACCAGUAUUCAGUUAAGAUUGCUUCCAUUCAGAGCUCCGUGUAUGUUUCAUGGUGCCCAAGAUCUCUUGCAUUUUGGGGUUGCUUUGAAAGAUCAUUUUGGUGGAGGUUGCAGAGCUGCACUGCACUUGAAACAAGUUUAAAAUUCUCCAAAUUGUCCAUUAAGAAAAAUUAUAGGUACAGGCUCUCUACUGUCUAUAUUAGGGAUAGGAACCUGUAGUCCUUCAUGUGUUCAUGGACUGUUAUCUCCCAUCAUUUCUGCUCAUUGGGAGUCCAACAAGGCCCACACAUUCUAAGCUAUAGAUUUUGGGAAGCCUCUUUGCUCAAGAACUGGUUAAAAUAAUUAAAAUAAGGUGGUUAGGCUACUUCCAAACCUGAGUGGUUAGGAGACUCUUUCAAUUCUUUCCACUAGUCUUAAUAUUCCCCAGUGAAGAGUAUAUUGGCUUGAAAGAGAUCUUCAUUUGGUAUUUUUCAUUUAGAUUCUUCAGCACCCACUUAAAAAACAACAACAGUUGUGGUUUUAUGGGUUAAUCCUGCCGGCUUAUCUCUGUUUCAACAAUAGCAAGAAUUCACACUUCCUUGAAAUGUACUAUCUGGGUUAGUAGAUAUGGAAGAUUUGACAUGGAGGUUUCUGUAUCAUAUUCUUAACUAGAUUGAUUAGCUUUUUCUAAUAUUUAUAAAUUAAUCACAGUGCAUAAUAUAUAUUUGCUCUUGUUGUGUAGUAAUCUUGUAUAGUAUAGUUUAGCAUUCUGUAUAGCGUACUUCAUGGGUAGCCAACUUGGGCCCGGAGGCUGUGGGAGAUUGUGGUUCUUCUGAAGGUCAUGUGAACCUAGUUAUGGCAUAAAAAGUGACCCUAUCAAGUAGUUUGCAAUUAACUUGUGGUACAUUUUCCAAAAAGAGUUGGCCACCACUGGUGUACUUCAUAGCUUUAUAAUUUAGUAAUUGUGUACCUCUUGCAUAGAAGUAGUCGUAAGAGCAUGGAUGUCUACUUAUUAGUUCUUGUUAUUUUCAUGCUGCAAAGUUUGAAGCAUGGCUGUGGUGGCUAUGUGUUAAGGUUAGGAAUGCUUUUUUUAUUUCUGGAACAUUGAAAACUUGAACAUUAAAAGCACCUACUAGAAGUAGUAAAAUGGCUUAUGAGCAAUAUCAUUUCUGUUAAAUUCCAAACUCUGAUGUGCCCAAUAGUUGUCUUAGACACAAGUCUGUGUUUCUCAAAGUUGGGCCUUUAGCUGAUGUCAGAAUACAACUCCCAUCAUCCCUAGCUAGCAGGGCCAGUGGCCAGGGAUGAUGGGAGUUGUAGUCCAACAACAGCUGGAGACCCAACUUUGAGAAACACUGGUCUAAGUGAUCAGUGAUCCUCCUGUGAUGUCACUUGGCCUGGACACUUGUAUAAGCGUGUGAGAAUUCUAGGAUCCACCCCCCCACCCUUAUUUUAGGCUUUAGUACUUUGAUGAAAUUUCUUACUGGAAAACUUAAUGUGCCUCUUUCUCCACAAGCACUAUCCGUUACUUUUUCUAGCAAAUUUCCAUCUUCUCCUCUUUCUCAGCCCCCCAGAAGCGGGCUUAGUUAUGCUAGGCAGUGCGGAGAAAAAUAAGUACUGACAAGAAAAAGGCACAACACAAUUGCUGCCUUUUCUCUCUUGCAAGUAUUAAAAAAUCUUGUAGAAGAUUGUUUCAUGGAGUCAGAAACUAUAUACAGAUCUUCAGACUUCCCCUUUUGCCCAGAGAGGACUUGGCCAGUGAUUGUGCAUUCUCUGGUUUUCAUCUCAACCAAUAGCAAUUGCUUUUGAAACCCUCUGGGAGUGUAAAGGAAACUUGUAUGUUGGACUUUAUGCAUGAGCCACAUAUGAAACUGUUAUCCAAGAAAACCUGCAAGGUAUCUCCAGAAGAUUUUGUAACGAUGGCUUCCACCUUCCUUAACUUACAGCUACAUCAUACGUUACAUGAACAACUUUUGUAGUCCAGAUAAGAGAGCAGGUACACUGUUGAAAGGGCAAGUGGUUCAUGCAGGUGAUAGAUGCAACUCAUGUCGCACAUAUAAAGCAAUAUAUAGACAUACAAGGGGAAAAUAGCAUUUUUGUCCCCAUUUCAUACCUUUCUGAAUCCUGUUCAGCAUGGAGAUAAACCAUGCUGGCAUGUAAAGUGGGUGUUGUCUGAUAGACAUGGAAAAACUAUGUCAUGGUGGUGCUUUUUCAACAGAGCCCGCCACCUAAGCACAUCACUUCUCUCUAUUUUGGUUGGACAAGAUGAUUGCACAUCUCACAGCUUGCACUGUGUCUGUUGCAUUUGUGACGGGUAGAAGUUUGGGAGUCUGGGUUGAUUUUUCACUCAGCCUGUAUAUACUGCAUUAAGCAAUCCUAUUAAUUAGGGGUCUAGUUAUUUUAAGAUCAUUUAACAUCUCUAAUAUAGGACAGGUAAUUAUAAUCUUGUGCUAUUAGUAUCAUCGUUUAUCUAUACACAUCUUGAUGAUCAGAAAGUUCUGGAUUUCCCAUGGAAUUACUUAUUUUAUUUUUUUUAUUAAAAAGGUAAAAUAAAGAUGUUGAAAACAUAAGAGUAGUUCCAACCGUUUUCUGGAAGGGACUCUCUCUUUAUAACAAUUAUUUCAUUUCUCUCCCUCCCCCAAUUUUUUUUUAGGGUGAAGAAAUAACCAAAGAAGAGAUUGACUUGUUAAGUGAUGCUUGUAGUAAACUGAAGGAACAAAAGAAAUCGCUAACAAAGGAAAAGGAGGAGCUUGAGGAGCUCAGAGAUGAUGUGCAGGAAUAUAGUGAGGUAUGAAUUUUGAGAGUGUCCUUGGCCGUGUCAUAACAGGGCUUCUGUGGUGAGUAUGGCCACUCAGUAAACCCCUCUCUCACAGAAUGCAGACUAGUGAGGCUGAAAGACAAAUAACUUUUCCAAGCACCUGAGUACAAGCCCGAAGUGAGGUCUGAACCCCCAUAGCUUUUUGAUUUGUCACAAAUCGAUCUCUUUAAGGCCACACCAGACCCCCUUCCUUGAAUCCACCAGCUGCUGUGAUAGUGAAAAGGGUAUCCAUGGUGGUGGCCAGCUGCUUCUUGUUGCUCCAUGUUGACCAUAGCUGUCAACUUACAGAUUUGAAAAUAAGGGACCAGCAGCCUCGAAAAUAAGGUAUCAGCAGCCAAAAGAAGCCUCAAGCGGUGGUUCCCACAGCGCAGCAACCCGGCAAAGGGGAUGCAGCAAGGAAAACCACUGUCACCUCUCUGCUGGGAAGCGCUGAGCAAAGGCGAGUCCCCAGGCAACACGGCUGAUUUGAUCGGCACAAAGCAUGCAAGCUCCACCCCCCAGUCGUUCUUAGACUCCUUAUUGGGUGAGCAAUGCAGCCAAGCAACACAGUUGGAGCCUCGCUCCUCCCUGGCUGGCAGGGAGGGAGGGAGGGAGAGGAGCUGCUUCCUUUGAAACCCGGGAAAUUUAAGGGACAUCAUCAAUAAGGGACAGCAGCAGGACACGGCGCUGGGAUAAGGGAGUUUCCCACCAAAUAAGGGACGGUUGACAGCUAUGUGCUGCUCCUGAAACCCAGAGGUUCAAAGAGCAGUGCAGGGCUGUACUGCAUGUUGAGUUCCCAACAGAUAGGGCUGCAAAGCAUAUUACCUGGUGUGAUUGACAAGCGAGGUGAGCUUGCCAGGGUUGAGAAAAAUGUUUCUCACUCCUGCUGUAGGGGAUGCUUAAGUGGAGAACUACGUAGCCAUUCAACAAGAUGCUUUAAAAAGUAGCCCCCAGGAAUAGGAAUACUGUAUUUAAAAAUAUUCCUAACUCUCUUCUGUCUUACCAUAACCUUGAUAUUCUGCAGUUGUCUUUUGGAUGUACAUGCAGCAUCCAAUGCACCAGAUACCUCUGAUUUUUGCUAAAUACUAUGGUUUUAUGAACCAUGUUGUUUGUUUGAUCCUCAGGAUUUGCAAGAGAUCAAGGAGUUGUCUAAGGAGGGAGAAGAAGAAAUAGUUGAAGAGUCUAAAGCAAGCAAGAGAUUGACUAAAAGAGUGAACCGAAUGAUUGGACAGAUUGACAAAAUUAUCACGGAGUUGGAGACAGAACAAAAAGUGGUGGAUGGACAGCUGGACAGUAGUGCUAGCCCUCCCAUUGGGUAAGUGUCAGGUGAUACAAGUAGGGGAUUGUACUUGUGAAUAUGGGUUGAUUCCUUUGCAGAAGGAAGUGCCUCUCAGACUUUUUCAGUCUGAACUCUUGCGUAUCAGUUCCAAAUUAUUUACAUGGAUAAUUUAUUCUAAUCAUAACCUAAAUAGUGAAUGAGACCAAGUACAUGCUUAUUACAAAACAUACAAAAUCAUAUAAUACCAAAUUUUAUUUCCACUUUAAUUUAUUGAUCUCAUUAUUCCACUUAAACCAUUGACUCCUAUGAAUUUGUCUAAUCUUUUAAAGCCACCUGAGUUGAAUCUGUCCACGUUCAGUUCCAUUAGCUGAGCCCAGGUUAUGUGAGAGGGACUCCAGUAUCACCAGAGAGGGAGAAAAACAAAUUCUAUCCACUCUUCCAUGCAUAAUUUUCUACACUUGUGUAAUUUUGCCUCUUCCUGACCUUUUCUCUAAACUAAAAAUCCCAAAUGCUUUAACUUUUCCUCUUUGGGGAGCUGCUCCAUCCCCUUAAUAAUUUUGGUUGCCUUUGGAACCUUGUGCUGCUCCACAACAUGGAAUUGCCCACAGUAUUCAAAGGGCAGUUGCCCCAUAGAUUUUUUUUAAUGGCACAAUGAGGUUGGAGGAUGGAUGGCGGCUAACAGAUUGAGAUUGAAUCCUGACAAGACAGAAGUACUGUUUUUGGGGGACAGAAGACCAUAUAACACUGGUCUUGAAAGACCUACGUUGGCUCCCAGUACAUUUCCGAGCACAAUUCAAAGUGUUGGUGCUGACCUAAAAGCCCAUUAAAGCCCUAAACGGUCUCGGUCCAGUAUAUCUGAAGGAGCGUCUCCACCCCCAUCGGUCUACCCGGACACUGAGGUCCAGCGCCGAGGGCCUUCUGGCGGUUCCCUCACUGCGAGAAGUGAGGUUACAGGGAACCAGGCAGAGGGCUUUCUCAGUAGUGGCGCCCUCCCUGUGGAGCGCCCUCCCACCAGAUGUCAAAGAGAACAACAACUACCAGACUUUUAGAAGACAUCUGAAGGCAGCCCUGUUUGGGGAAGCUUUUAAUGUUUGAUGUAUUACAAUAUUUUAAUAUUUUUUGGAAGCCACCCAGAGUGGCUGGGGAAGCCCAGCCAGAUGGGCGGGGUAUAAAUAAUAAAUUAUUAUUAUUAUUAUUAUUAUUAUUAUUAUCAGCCCAUAUUUUCUACCUGCUUUAUCUAGAUUUGCCCUUUCUGGGAGAAAUCUGAUGGGGUUUUUUUUUAAUAAAAAAAGCCUUUGCCAAUGACCUAGCCGCAAUAAGUCAACACCUGUUUACAAUAUUAUGCCCUUGUCUGGAAUCAACUCAUGUUGAAAUAUUAGGAAGCACUAGUUUUGGUUCUGGUUCCCUGUAAUUCAUAUACUAAUAACUCCCACUAAAUAAGCAAAAGUAAUUUAUGACGCUUUUCUUGAGCUAAAUUUUAAUAAUCCCAAUCAAAAUUACUACAAGACAAAUGUAAGGGAUGAUAUGCCAUCAAACAAGUAAUUAAAAAAUAUGUUGCUUCUAAAUAGUAGAAAAUAAUGAAAUGUAAAUUAUCACUGGUUCUCAAGCAUCUCAGAAAUCACUGGCGUUCCUUGAGGUUUAGCAAGAUUUCUCUUAAGACUGGUCCUUAGCAGGACAUAGACCUUAACAUUUUUUGAAAUAUAGUAGUGGCCAAGCUGUUUUCUCCUCCAAAGGGGAUUUGUUGGGUAUAUGUUUCUAAAGUCCUGAAGCAGAAUACUUGUUAGGGUUAUAAGAAAAAGAGCUAGGCUGUACUGCCUUUUUCUGAAAAAGCAGGUUACCUCAUAGGUUCUGUAGUAGCAUGUCUUGGUUUAUUUCAGUUUUUUAAAUCAAGUUGAAUAUAAAUGUGCCGUCCCUGGUUUUCAGUAUGGAAUAUGGCUAGUGCCAUAUAGUUUGUUUGUUUUUUUGAAAACCCCUUGUAGUAACUACUUGCUGUAUACAGGUUGUGUUUCCCAUUUAGGGAGAAUAUCAUCAGUAUCAAUGAGCUUAUCAAUGUGAUGAAACAGAUUCAGAAGAUACCAGAAAGCAAACUAAACAGGCUUGCCCAAGCACUAGAUGAAAAUAAAGAUGGAAAGAUUGACAUAGAUGAUGUUUCCAAGGUGAGUCUGCUGAAGAAUGUAACCUGUUUUGUUUAAUGUUUGUUAUUUGUGUUGUUUAAACAAUUUGUUUUAACAAAUUUAAGACUUAGAAGAAGAAAAAAACCUCCCUUAAAUUAAUUGACCUUAGAAUGAAAAUAGUUUGGCUUAAUUUGUGGCAGUAUGGUGCAUUCUAUGGUUUGGUUAAAUUGUAAAAAUGCGAUAUAGAUUCAGAGCUUAUAAACAAAAGUCUAAUUGAGGUUGAACAAUAUACAAGUUUAUAAAAUCAGAGCAGCAUCAAAACAAUUUUCAGUCUUCUCUUCUCCAGGCUAAACGUACCCAGCCCCCUUGUAUUGUAAUUUAUACAGUCUCAUGUCAACAACAAUCUUACUUCUUUGGAAAAUACCACACUGUCCUUUUGGAUUCAACACACUAUUUUGAAAUUGGGCUGUGGUUGACAUUACAAAUCAUUUUUGGCAUAUAUGCUUCACUUAUUUUCCUCCUUAAUUGUAGAGUUUCAUAAAAAUUGUGAAUAAAGCACAAUGUAACUUAUGCAUUUAACAUAUGUUUAUAUUUGCAUAGGUGGUAGAACUCAUCGACAAAGAAGAUAUUGAUAUUUCUACUAACCAAGUCGCAGAGAUCAUGUCACUGUUGCAGAAAGAGGAAAAACUAGAAGAAAAAGAGAAAAUUAAAGAAAAGACUGAGAAGGAAGCUCUAGAAGUCAAGAAUUAAUGAAUUAGUCUUCAAUUUGAUUUCAAGGCUGAAUGAAGUGGAACAUCUUAUGUUACCUUGUCCAGCACCUCCUAUCUGUGAGAUGAUGAACAUUAUUGAUCUAUAGGUUAAUCAGGAAAUAAUAAGAAGUUGGGUAGGCAGAAUGAAACUUUUCCCUGAUCAAACAUGGGCAAUUUAUCAUUCCAGGAAGAUGAGAGCAGUCUUGGUCUUUAAAUAAUGUAUUCCUCCUUGUGGAAUUUUGUGUACUCUUUAGUAUUCUGUAGUGAUUCAGUACAUUUUAUUGUCCCCAGAUCAUGAUACAAAUUAGGAAUUUCCUUGCAUUGUGCAAGGAAUUUGCAUUUUUUGGUUAAAUAAUAUUACGUAUACUUGGCAUGCAGUUAUUCUUCCGUACUUGGCAAAGAGGUAAAAUUCUGUUCAGCAAAAUUAGCAGUAUAUAAACCAUCCGAAAAUAUCUUAAAUUCCCAUUAUUAUUUUUUAAUGAAGCUUCAAAAGGGCUUAUAUAGCAAACACAUUAGUUCUGAAAGUGCUGUCGUUGUGUUGGCCUAGCACACCCUCCAGAGUUACACUUUUAGAACUUUAGAAAUUUUUAACAUGCUCAAAUGCUUUAAAAACAACAAAACACCACCCCACACUUUGCCAGCUUCUCAACGCUAAAUAAUGUACAUGCAGAAAAUCAAAUAUAAGGGGGAUUGCAGCAAUAUCCCACUCAGUUCCUUGCUCUGCUUUAAUUUUUCCCAUACUUCUGCUACGCUCUCUCUGGUCUCCCUCCCGUUGCAAUUUGUAAUAGGAAAUCCUAUCAGACUUCUGUCAUUUUUAAAAGCCACAGGGCAACCAGCAAUCUCAGCAGCUGCAUUUCUCCAGAUCCCUACACACCCUCUUCCCUGUGGAUCUGAAGGCUACAUAAGGGACACAUAGGUAGAGAGAGGGGAGGGCCCUGAAAGCUUUUAUGCCUUGACUGAAGGCAGUCACCCAAGCCACCCCUCACUCACUUCCUUAAAGAUGCCUUUAACCCUAGCAAUUAAAAGACUUCUUGAUGAAGUAAACUGCAUUUUUUUAAAAUUAAAACGAGGAGGAAACCAGACUUUUAAACAUUUAAACAUUUUGAAAGUGCAGCUCUGUAUGUGUGUCUUAUUUAUGUGUAAAGGAAGUGUCCAUUUUGUGUUGAUUAUUUUUGUUCAUUGGAAAUUGUGAAAGUCACAUCUCUGUGCGUGGAACAUCAGCACAGAUCUGAAAUGACUGACCCAGUUAAUUAGGAACAUGGUACAAAAAUAACCUUUUCACUGCAUACUUCAGGUUUUCAUUUGACCUUUUUUGUUAUCACCUCGAGUCAUUUAGUAGUAGCAGUUAAUUGAGCUGGAUAUGAACACUGUUUUGGUAACUCGAGCUUUAAAAUAUUCAUAUUGGCUUUUCUUUGUUUUCCAAUGGGGCUAAGGAUGCUCUGAAGCCAAUUUCCCAGAAAGCAAUUCAUUCUGAAAUCAAUGACAUUUAGUUUGAGUAGCUGGCUUUUUGAGAUGUAGUGCAAAGGGCUGCAUGUAAAGGAUGCCUUUCUGGAGAGGAAAGGAACCUGGAUGCAACUCAAAGGACUGCUAAGCUGCGGAUUCCUUGUUGUAUUGGAUUAAACAUUCUUUUUUGUAACCAGUAGUCCAAGGGAAAAAAAAUAUUUAUCACCUUUCAUAAAUUGCAGUUGUGGUAUUUAUGGGUGGUAUCUAUUUUUGACUGUCUGCUGAUGGAAGAAGGUUAUCCAUAGAAAGGUGGGGAGACAACUCCUGCAAAUCCGACCCAUUUCCCUGGAGGGAAUUUUCAGGGAAGGAGGGAGGGAGGUAGAAUUGCCCUGAACUACUUGGCUUCCCUGUCUAGCCAACUAAUUUUCUUCCACCAGUGAAUGAACAACAUUGGCUAUCACCCUGUGGUUCCAGAACCUGAGAAAUAAGUUGCAUGAAAAAAGUGUUCAGUUCGGGAAUUUUUUUCUGUUUAGAUGUCAAGAUAUUCAAUAAUUUCAGUUCAUCAUCUGACAGCCCACCUAUGUCCAAAUUUAUUGCCAACGUCCUAUUUCGAUCUGUGUCCUUUCAAUUCCCAUUGAUUACAGUUGACUUUAUACAGGUACCAAAGAUCUUCUGCAAGUGCUUGCUUUCACUUUUGGCAACUUCUCUGUUACAAUUCCUUUCAAUUUAAAUUGCAGGUAGUUUUCUGCCAGGACUGCUGAAGUAAUACUUUGCUGUCGUAAAAAUCUCGGUUUUUUGUGAAUGUCAAGCACAGUGCGGGGAAAAAAGCAUGUGGUAGAAUUUGGAUUUGAAAUGAUACACUUCUGUAGAAAGUUAAAAUUCUCACGUUCUGCAUGAUGGACCAUGAUUACUGAAUUGCGUUUAGCAGCAAUGUUCUUGGGGCAAAUUGGCAAAAGGGAUCAAAGGUGUGUGGUAUACAUGUGCAAUUUGGAUUAAAAGAUGAAUCAUGCAGUGGGUAGCAUAGUUGGUGGCUGAAUAUUUAUUAAUACAAUUGCACUUUAUGAUCCAUGAAUUUGUUGUGCCAGCAAAAUUUGUUAAUAGGGCACUUGUAUAUUUGUAUCUCUGCAUUAUUGCAGAAGAUGUUGGAAUCGAAUGUCAGGCUGUAGAUUUAUAAUUUAGAAUGUGAGUGAGAUGUUAAAGCAGCCACACAAAAUUUGUUGUCUGCGUGCAUAAUAUCAGUAACUUCAGAUUGGGAAGGUAUUCAUGGUGGACUUCCAUAUCCUGAUUAGUAAAAGACAACAACAAUACCCAAUAGUGACAGUUUGGCUCCCCGGUCUUGAUUUUGAAUGAGCUUCCAUCAGACUAGCUAAUUUGGUCUUGAUUGGGCUCGAAUGCGAACUUCAUUUGUUUACACUCAGUUCUGUUCUGAGUGAAGACGCUGUUGUACUCCUUGUGAUACCAACCACUUGAAGGCCCUCCCCGCUCUACCCAAAACCAGGCAACAAUGGAAACAAAAUGCAGUUGGUAGGAUCCAGUUGAGGCAUCAGUUAGACUGUUGAUGUGGCUGUAAGAACAGCCUGGAUACAAGCAUUGAUGGGUGGGAGGACCUAUAUCACACCUAAAUCGUUGCACUCAAGGUGCUGGCACCACAGUGCCAAACAUCUAUUGGGAAUCUUGGACUGAGUCACAACCCUCCCUCUUGCAAUUAUGGGGAAGGGAGUAGCUGCGUCUGGAAGGGAUUGCAGCUGAGGCUCUGCAUUGCGAGGUCCACCUGAAGCUCAGAGGGUGUUCAGACUCCUCUUAGGAAAGGUGUGCGUGUUUCCCCACUGGGAAAUUUACUUUUACCCACAUUUAAGGUUCUAUGCCAUCCAUAAUGCCCAGUAAUUUCCUCUCUUUAAACAGGACUGGAGGAAAAUGAGCUGGUUUUUAAAGCAUUGUGUACUAGUGGUGGACUGCUGUGCUAAAUUUCUGAGAAUUCUUAAAAGUUGCAAGUUUUAUUUAGAGCUGUACUUUUGAACAACAGGGGGGAAACGAUAGCCAGUACUUUGAGAUAUUCCUGGGGUGUUCUUUGCCAGUUGUUCUACUAUAUUUAGACUUAGGAUACCAGAAAGGGCAUUUGUAGUGCAAGGUGUUUUUGUACCUGUGAUUUGAUAUAGUAGUGUUUGUUUCUUAUGAGGUCUGAAAGUAAAAUGCACAAGCUAUUUAUUAAAAAAAAUAAUUGCAACCCCCUUUCUCAUGGAAAAUUGUAACCCAGGAUUCUAAUUCAGGGCUGAUAAGUGGGAACUUUCAGGUUUCUGUAUGAGAUUGCUGUUCAUUGCACAGCAUCUAUGGGUUGCAUCCAACUCUGUUUUACUCAGAAUAUAGCCACUGAAAUUAAUCUACUUAUGUCAGUCCUAUUAGGGUUUCAGUGGGUCUUCUCUGAGCCUGACUAAUGUUGGGUACAAUCCCAUAUCUGGAAUAAUCAUGUGAACAUUUUUAGGUUCCAAAUAUAUUUUUCUACAGAAAUGAAUUUGCCGUGUGCUGCUCUUGGAUACAUUCAUACGUAAUGACUGGUCCCGGUUGUUUGUAUUGUACCAAUUGUUUGAGGGGAGAGACGAGUCUCAGGUUCACAAAAUUGAUGAAAUUCAUUCCCUCUGAUGGUCUUGAUUGAUCAUCAUGUUAGGAGUUGGCAAAUAAUUAUCUUCUUCCCCUCUCCCACUCAAAUUAAUUUAGUGAUUAGAUGGAGUAGCUUAGUUUUCUUGAAUAGCCAGGAGUCCGUUUCCCCCCUGUAGUACACAUUGUGGUAUGAAAUGCCUAAGCUGUCUCAUGAGUGUAUGGUCCUGCUUUAGAUGAGACAAGACCAGAGGUGGUCAACUGGCAAUGCUUGGACAAGAUUAAGCCCCCAAAACCAAUUUGUCUGGUACCUAGCAUUUUAAUCAAGAGGAGGUAAAUAUUUUGUCCACAAUUUGCCCUUUAAGGAAUAAAAAGUUUAUUCAAAGUGGUGUUGGGUGGGAGAGAGAGAGGGAGAGUAGAUUACCGUAUUUUUCGCUCUAUAGGACGCACUUUUUCCCCUCCAAAAAUGAAGGGGAAAUGUGUGUGCGUCCUAUGGAGCGAAUGCAGGCUCCUUGGCUUCAGCAAUAGCAACGCGAAGCCUCCGAAGCGCAGAGGGAGCGCUCCCACCGCGCUCCUGAGGCUUCGGGUUGCCUUCACUGAAGCCUGGAGAGCGAGAGGGGUCAGUGCGCACUGACCCCUCUCGCUUCCCAGGCUUCCAAGGUAGCCGCCUGAAGCCUCCAGAGCGGAGGCUUCGGGUGAACGCACAAAACGCACCUUGUUUUAGAGGGGGAGAUUUUUCACCCUUGUUCUCCCCCUCUAAAACAAGGUGCGUCCUAUGGUCGGGUGCCUCCUAUAGAGCGAAAAAUACGGUACAUUUUAAUGUUGCUUCUUGGGUGUCACAUAGUUUGUGCCAUUUUAAAAAAUGUAAGCUCUGCCCUGGGAGUGCUUAUUGGAAGGCAGUUUAUGCUGCUUCAUUAUAAUUGCAUAUAAUGCAAAUUCAUAAAGCUACCUUAUACCAGGUCAGACCAUUGGUUCAUCUAGGUUAGUAUUGCCUACACCAGGGCUAGCCAAUGUAGUGCCCUCCAUUUGUUUUGGUCUUCAUGUUGGCUACACCAGAUCUACUGGGCACCGUCCCAUCCUGAAAAAUGCACUUCGCACAUAGGACUGCCAUACGUUAUCUUCUUAAAACCAGAGUUGUUUGCUAAAAUAAGUCAUAUUUGAGGGAAUACUGUAACACCCUUUCUUCAUGGAAGGUAGUUCUAUGAGCUGAUUCCUAUUUUACAUUUACCUAGCUUGGUAGAGCUUUUACGUCAAGUCACAUGAACGUGUGCUUGUUCCUCUGACGUGCUCGAAAGCAGCAACUGGGAAAGGAUCGGACUUGCAUUUUCAAAUAUUAUAAAGAUACGUGCACUUAAUUUUGCACACGCCUCUCCCUUUUAAGAUUUGAUGGGAAGUGUACACAUUUGAGAACUUGUAAUCUGGUACAGAUAUCUAAAUGUAGGCACUGAAUUGACCCAAAGCAAAUACAGCGAUCAGCUGUAGUCAUCCUUCACACUAUAGAAUGGUGAUCAACGUUUCUGACUUUAGGCAGCACUUUCCCAAACUGAUUUGGCAGUCAAGAACUGCCUUGGUCUGUCCUUGGGUUUGUACAUUUUCUCUCCUCUCUCUCUUUUCCUGUUGGCUCCUGCUGUAGUCUUGCAUCUGCCCAAGACGCACCUCAAAUGAAAAGGCCAAUAGCAGUGGGGAAGCUUUUGGAGAUGCUUCUCCACCAACAUUGAUCUUUAUAUUGAGGGAUCCGUGACAAGUUCCAGAGAAGUCCUAGAGUUCCCUGGGACCUGGUUUGAAAAUGCCAUGAGAUGGGACUGAACGAAGAAACAGAUGCCACAAAAACAGCCGAAGUGUCUCUUUCCCCUUGUGCUUUUGAAAUUCCAGGGUUGGGAGUAAGAGGAGAGAACCAUCUUGCCACUUGAUUCAGUGAACAUGCACACACAAAAUUUGGCUUAAAGGGUCUUGAGGAGCUGAUUUCUCCUAGUUUUUCUAAAUUGUUUCCUGUUAAACUGAGAACGAGGGCGGCAGAGCAAACCGUCAGUCUUGCAUUUCAUAUCAGGAUGGCUUAGGCAAUGCCUAUAUAGAUGCUGGCUUGUACAUCAUCUUUGAGGGACCGUCUGAUAGAUGAUCCAGUUUGGGGUCAUAAGGUUCCAACUCUUAUUACUUCCGUUAUAUCUUGGUGUAUGUCUUGGGAUUGCAUAAUAUAUAUUUUCUUAAAACCAUAGUUAUUGACAAGGGAUGCAAGUUUAAGCUGCUGCGACGUGUACAUAGAGGUCCUUGUGUGGUUAAAAAGGAAAUACUGGCCUUGCUUUGGGAAGUAUACUGCACUCCAUUGUGUGUGAUACUGACACAGACACACACAACUUGCAAAAAUCCCCAAAUACUUUAUUCUGAUGCAUUCAAAUCCAUAAGUAGAUGCCUGGAAAAACAUAGUUUUCUCUAAAUAGUAGAUGCUCAUGUUCUGUUAAGAGUAUUCUGGAAAGCAAAGCAGCCUGGCAAAACAGGCAGGCACCAAUAGAGAUUGGAAGGCCUGGAAAAAAGGCCUGGAAAAUUGGAAAAAAGCCCAGGUUUUCCAAUGGCUUUGAAGAAAACCUGCCCUCCCCUUUCCAGUUUUUUUCCAAGCCUUCCCAUUUCUAGGCACCAAACUAGCAUAUUAGGAUUUCAUGUUAAUGAGAAUUCCCCUGUUGCUUUUUCUAGAAUGCAGAUAUACUGUCUCUGGAAAAAAGACUUGUGCCACCAUGAUGCAAGAUACGUGUGUAAUUAAAUCUAAAUGUGCAAUGCUAGUGAUGUUUUUGUGCUUUGAUGUGUAUAAAAGAACUUUUCUACCUUUUUACGGUUAAAUUAUUACACGAAGCCCAGACAUUAUUAAAUAAAAGUAUACUUAUUCCACCUUUAAAUGUUGGAUUAUUUAUUAACAAAAGAACAAAUCUGUCAAUACUUGUCGAUCACUGCAAACAGAAUACAUUGCUUGCUUCUUAAUGUGCAG